Molecule: messenger RNA, 2086 nt
Organism: Botrytis cinerea B05.10
Lineage: Eukaryota; Fungi; Ascomycota; Leotiomycetes; Helotiales; Sclerotiniaceae
Gene: Bcpef1
Product: Bcpef1
Exons: 6
Coding region: 574-1449 (291 amino acids)
Molecular function (GO): calcium ion binding
Source: RefSeq, a predicted model, not a curated record
GAGAAGGCAUGAUAUCUCUUGUCAGUGUCAGUGUCCGUGUCCGUCCAUACACCUCUUCACGGUGCAGUCGACAUGUCUUUUUUCUGUGGCUCACCAGGACUCACAAAUACUCACAUCGAGUAUUGGCAUCCGUCAUUCUGGGGCUUUUGGAACAGCUGGGUGAAUCAGUCAGGACGAAAGACCACACAACUCAGCUCAGCCGCCCCCAUGAAUACCCAAGACUCCUUUCGAUCCAUAUAUAUCUGGGACUUCUCGUUCUCUCCAUGCUUCCUAUUUUUGCAAUACUUUGACAUCAAUUUAAUUUCAUAGGGAUUUUUCAUUCGGCAACUCGUCCCGGUGAUCACUAGGUACCUGAAAUUAGAUCCACCAUCGUGCCGCUCAGCCUACUCGCCGCGUCAAGGGAACUUUGGACUUACACGGCCCCUCUAAUCGCUCGAGCUUCAAUCUUCAAUCUUUAUUAACAUCUCACUCGCAACGCAACUUCACAACAACCUCAUCAAAUAGUCGACAACGCAAAAAUCCUUUGUCGCGAAACUUCUCCCACCAUCGAUACGCUUGAAUCAAUCAAUUAUCAUGGCUUACAACAGAGCGUUCAACCCAGAUUCGCUGCCUGCAUUCGCAGAGCCAGAACGAAAACAUGCACAAUCCCCCACCAUUCAUACCCCCGUCCACAGCCAAGCGCAACAAGCCAUGCACGGCGCACAAUAUGAAAACCGUCCUCCGCCAUCCCUUCCCCAAAAUGUAAAUCCCAACGGCCGCAGACCAUCCGAUGGUCGACGCCUCUCUCCCCAAAUGCACCCUCCAGGAAACUAUGGCGCUUCUCCUCCAGGUCGCGGCUAUGCCUCCCCCCCACCAGGUCAAUUCCAAGCCGGUAGAAUUGCGCCUCAGACAAGACCAACGCAACAAUCUAGACCUCCUCCUUCGCCUGCUCCUCCCGGUGCGGAUCCUCAACUGUGGCCGCUAUUUCAGGCGGUGGAUAAAGAUAGAACCGGUGCCCUCACCGAAAAAGAGCUCCGCGCCGCCCUCGUAAAUGGCGAUUGGACAGCCUUCGAUCCUUAUACUGUAAAAAUGAUGAUUCGCAUGUUCGAUACCGACCGCAGCGGCACGAUCAAUUUUGAAGAAUUCUGCGGAUUGUGGGGAUUUCUCGCUGCGUGGCGUGGGUUGUUUGAUCGCUUCGAUAAAGAUCGUAGUGGGAAUAUUAGCUUGGAUGAAUAUUCGGAAGCACUGGUGGCUUUUGGGUAUAGAUUGAGUGAUAGUUUUGUGGCGACAUUGUUCAAGGCUUAUGAUAAGAGGGGAGAGGGUGCGAUUAGUUUCGAUAUGUUUGUGCAGAGUUGUAUUAGUUUGAAGAGAAUGACUGAUGUCUUUAAACGUUACGAUGAUGACCGCGAUGGUUACAUCACACUCUCCUUUGAGGACUUCCUCCUCGAGAUCAUUCGACAGAAGUAUUAAGCUUUGUGCAAAAUUAUGGCUGGGAAGAUAUAUAUCUCCAUGGAACUGGGCAGAUGGGUAAACAGAUGGUUUUAGCCUCAGUAUACAGGGAAGGGAAAUGGUGAAGGGGGAAACUCGUCAUUGCGAAAUAUCAGUAAUGGUAUGUUUGGUGUUUGGGUGGGAGGGAUGUGGAGGAACUUGAUGUGUCUAUAGAAUGUAUAGAUGCUCAUAGGAAAUAUGAUACCCAUGGUUUUUGUGUUCGUUUUGUUUGGUCAAAUUCGCUGGUGCUGUGUGGGCGAUGUGGAGUGGGUAGUGGGUAGUGGGUAGGAGUAUGCUGAUGAGUGAAGUAGAUGGCUGAUGAUGAAUUUUCGAGAAUUGUAUAUUCCUUGAUAUAUACAUAUCUCUUUUCUCUUUUCCUUGUCCUUUUGUUUGUUGAUCUUUAAGGUAGGAAGGGUAAAAAAAAUGUUGAUUUUUGUUUUUGUUUUUGUUUUUUUUUUAGCUAUAGUAAAAAGUUUCAUGUAUACCUUCCUACCUACCUACCUAACUAGGUAUAUAAAUCAAUACAACAUCUCAUCUUUGAACCUUCUAAAACGGGAUAGAUAGAUAGAUAGAUAGAUAGACAAAUCGAUACAUCAUUGCGUAAAAAUGAGGAAUCACA